AUGAAACACAUAGAAAGCCGGGGGUCUUCUGCUCCGAAAGUGAAGGUUCCGCUGAAGGAAGAAUCCACGUCUUACCGGGUGCACAUUGCGCUGGGUCUAUUUCUCGUGAUAAUGUUCCUGUCUUUCCCGACGCUUUGUGGUGCUCAUGGGCAGCACGGCCACGACCAUGAUCAUCUCCAUGAGCAUGAUCAUCAUCAUCACGAAAGUCCCAGUUUUAAGUACUCCCAACAAGCGAACGAAAUAUACGAAGAGGAACCGGUAGCAGUUCCACAUCACCAUCAUCACCAUCAUCAUGGUGGAGAUGAGGACCACGAUCAUCAUCACCAUCACCAUCAUGAUGGCGGUCAUCAUCAUCAUCAUCAUCAUCAUCAUCAGGAAAAGCCAACCAGCGAUAGUAAAGCUCCUAGAGAUACCUUCUACAUCUGGGUGCAUUCACUCGGCUCAACGUUGCUGAUUAGUGCCGCACCGUUUUUCAUUCUGUUUGCCAUACCGCUCGAUAAUACGGAAGAGAUGCAGCCACGGUUGAAAACGUUGCUUGCUUUCGCUUCGGGCGGAUUGCUGGGGGAUGCCUUCUUGCACCUGAUUCCUCAUGCCAUUCAGCCCCAUUCCCACGCGGAUGGUCACACGCACGGUCACAGCCAUGGGCAUUCUCAUAAUCAUGGAGAGGAAGGCGAUCACGAAAGUCACGGGCAUGAUAUGCGUGUCGGGCUGUGGGUUUUGGCCGGCAUUAUAGUGUUCUUGGCAGUGGAAAAGUUCGUCCGUCUGGUUAAGAAAGAUACCGGCCACGGACAUGGCCAUGGUCAUAGUCACGGUGGUGCGCAACCGGCAGCACCAGCACCAAGUAAAACCACUUCCAAGAGCUCACCGCCACCUUCACCAUCCGACAACAAGAAGGACAAGAAGGAGAAGAAACAAACGGAAGGAACGAAAUCGAAAAAGGAGGAAGCGAAGGCAAAGGGCAAAGCUGUUCGUAAAGAACCGAAAAAGGAAGCGGACAUUAAGAUCGCCGGGUAUCUUAAUCUGGCGGCUGAUUUCACGCACAAUUUCACCGACGGUCUGGCGAUUGGUGCGUCCUAUCUGGCGGGUAACAGUAUCGGUUUGAUCACGACGAUUACUAUUCUGCUGCAUGAAGUGCCGCACGAAAUCGGUGAUUUUGCGAUCCUCAUCAAAUCGGGUUGCUCCAAGAAGAAAGCCAUGCUGUUGCAGCUAACGACGGCCGUGGGUGCGCUGGCCGGUACCAUUCUGGCCCUGCUGGGCAGUGGGAGUGAUGCGGCCGAAUCGUGGGUGCUACCGUUUACGGCCGGUGGCUUUAUUUACAUUGCCACCGUGUCGGUGAUACCGGAGCUGCUGGAAGAGUCCACUAAGCUGUGGCAAUCGCUGAAGGAAAUUACGGCCAUGCUGGCCGGUGUCGGCAUGAUGGGAUCAUGUCUGAAGGUAAUAGAACACACGAUAGAACAAAGAUGA
Messenger RNA from Anopheles marshallii, 1464 nucleotides. It is a transcript of the gene Catsup, whose product is annotated as protein catecholamines up. Gene Ontology annotation, cellular component: membrane. Gene Ontology annotation, biological process: intracellular zinc ion homeostasis; zinc ion transmembrane transport. The coding region runs from base 1 to 1464 and encodes 487 amino acids. Gene Ontology annotation, molecular function: zinc ion transmembrane transporter activity. The record is from RefSeq and is a predicted model, not a curated record. The transcript has 3 exons. Lineage: Eukaryota; Metazoa; Arthropoda; Insecta; Diptera; Culicidae.